Molecule: messenger RNA, 3198 nt
Organism: Ipomoea triloba (trilobed morning glory)
Lineage: Eukaryota; Viridiplantae; Streptophyta; Magnoliopsida; Solanales; Convolvulaceae
Exons: 8
Coding region: 316-2877 (853 amino acids)
Source: RefSeq, a predicted model, not a curated record
UUCUCUCCCCAAACACUCGAAGAACACCAAAAAUUGUUCCUUUGCUUAUCAUUUUCUUUUUCACAGUGACGAAGAAAAAAAAUUAAUACUGACAACAAAAGAGAAAAGACGAAUCCUUUUCGCAGAGAAAACAUAUAAUUGAAGAAUUUUUAAUCCGACAUUUUCACCAACAAAACCCUUUCUCUGACCAUUUCCCUUUUCAAUUGUAUCUGAUCGAAAUCGCAGACUGGGUGAAUUUUUUAAAAUUUAUUUUUUGGGUUAUUUUAAAUUCAUCUUUUGACGGUGGUUUAAGGUGAAAAAAUUUUUGGGGCUUUCAUGGGUGAUCUUAGAGAGCCUCUGGACGAGCCUGCAGUAGAAGGGAGAGCGGUGACGCUGGUACCGUCACUGACGUCGACGGCGAGCCCGAACCCGUUUUGUAUCGGGGCGGAGCGUUGGGCCACGGCGGAGGAAGUGUCCCAAUGCAUUCUUCAGAAGGUCCAACCGACUGCUGUGUCUGAGGAACGUAGAAGGGCGGUCAUCGACUAUGUUCAGAGGUUGGUCCGAGGAUCUCUUGGCUGUGAGGUAUUCCCGUAUGGAUCUGUACCUCUGAAGACCUAUCUUCCAGAUGGUGACAUCGACUUGACUAUCUUUGGUGGUCCAAUGAUGGAGGAUGCCUUGGCUAAUGAUUUGGUAUCUCUUCUUGAAGAAGAAGAACACAAUAAGGGUGCAGAGUUCAUAGUAACAGAUGUCCAACUCAUUCGUGCUGAGGUUAAGCUUGUGAAAUGUAUUGUACAAAAUAUUAUUGUUGACAUUUCCUUCAAUCAAAUAGGUGGCCUUUGUACCUUGUGCUUUCUCGAACAGGUUGAUCGUCUUAUUGGCAAAGAUCAUCUGUUUAAGCGCAGCAUUAUAUUGAUCAAGGCCUGGUGUUAUUACGAAAGUCGUAUACUUGGUGCUUAUCAUGGUUUGAUAUCUACUUAUGCUUUGGAGACUCUGGUUCUGUACAUCUUUCAUCUGUUUCACUCCAAAUUAGAUGGUCCUUUAGCAGUUCUAUACAGAUUUCUGGAGUACUUUAGCAAGUUUGAUUGGGAAAAGUAUUGUAUUAGUUUAAGUGGUCCGGUUCGCGUAUCAUCUUUACCCAAUAUUGUCGCUGAAGCGCCCGAAAGUGAUGGUGGUGGUUUACUGCUCAGCAAUGAUUUCCUCAGUUAUUGUGCUGUUAUGUUUUCAGUUUCAAGAGGGAUGGACUUGAAUUCUCGAACAUUUUCAUCAAAGCAUCUUAACAUAGUUGAUCCUCUCAAAGAAAAUAAUAAUCUAGGACGCAGUGUCAGCAGAGGAAAUUUCUAUCGAAUACGGAGUGCUUUUGCAUUUGGUGCUAGGAAGCUUGGGAGAAUACUUCUGCAGUCAGAGGAUAAAAAUGCUGUUGAUGAACUUCGUAAAUUUUUUUCAAACACUUUGGUUCGGCAUGGGAGUGGGCAGAGGCCUGAUGUUCGCGAUUUUAACCCACUAACUGGCUACAAUAGUUUCUGCUCUGCAUAUGCUGUUUCAGAGAUCAAUUUAUUUCAAGUUGAGAAGCUCAAUUCUAGGCUUAAAUCCUGUGAUCUCACGAGCACGAGUGGAGAUUGCAAGGUUUUCCCCAAUGGAUCAUGCAACAUUGGAGAUAGAGAUCAAGAAAGCACCAUGGAUGCAUAUCAAUCGAAGCUGCCAUUGGAGACUGGUUGGCAUGGAGCGGGGAAUGCAUUGGACUAUCGUCUUCUUGGAGAUGCAAUGGAACUCGCUAGUUCAAUAAAUCAAGACCUUAAGUUUCCCAGUCAUCUCCACAGCUUUGCCCAUUUGGGUAACGAUAGGGGCGCCUAUGUAGUUGAUAUGCCACCUCACAACCACUUCACUAGCCCCACAUGCAACGGGGAGACGAAAAUGGGAAACUCAGAGCAGGCCAGCUGCAACAGGAAACAUUUUUCUGGGUUAAAACAAAGAGCUAACGAAAGAAAGGGCCCGGAGAAGAAUCGUUCGAUCGAUAAACAUCAGGUUUCAAUUCCCGUUGUAACAAAGGAUGUCCCUUUGUCCCCCAAAACGCCUGCUUCCUCUAAUGGCUCGCAUCACGCGAAACAGGACUGGCCGUUUGCUACUGGUGGUAGAAGUAUGCAGCCUUUGAAUUCUUUGUUGGAUCUUAGCGGUGACUUCAACUAUCACUUCAGCUGUCUGCAAUAUGGCCGGUGGUGCCAUGAAUAUGCUUCGCACAUGCUCACUUUCCCUAUACCUGCAUCGCCGGCUUCAGUUUACUUAACAUAUUCAUGGGAUGCAGUUCAGCAGCCAUUACAGGUUAAAAGGAACGGUUUUCUACAUGGGGGUGCUAACAGUAUCAUUCCAAGUCAAGCAUUCUAUGCAAUAAACCCUCUGUCAAUUCCCAGUAUGGCUUUCGGCUUAGAAGAUAUUCCCAAACCACGGGGAACUGGAACCUACUUUCCAAACAUGAAUCAACCGCCAAAAGGUUAUAGGUCAUCAGCUUGGAAGGGAAGGAGUCAAGCUCCAAUGAGGUCCCCUCGAACAAAUGGACGGAAUGCAUCAUUUACAGAGACAAACACGCUCGAGAGAAGCUGCCACGAGCCACCAGAAUCCCAAUCUGCUGUUGAUCAAAGUGUCGUGAACCCGUCAUCUUCCCCUUGUGGCAGGGGGCAUCCUAAGCACCAUCCUAACAAGACUGAUCUAGUGUCUCACCCCGAGGGAGCUACCGAGUUUGGGUCAGGUGCGGACGUUCCAGCAAGGGCACCCUUGUUAGAACGAACCCGACAACAAAAGCAUGCCCUAACACCUCCUCCUCAGCAUUCCAGUCCAGCUUCGCCAACUUUAGGGUCGCAGCUGUCAAAGCCACUUUUCAGUCGGGAUCAUGGUAGUAAUGUAUGAGACACUCCCUUUUCUAUGAGACUCGACUUCUUUUUUUUUUAGGAAGAAAUUUGGGUGGAGGCUUGUAAGUAUUUCUUGGUUUGGAAAUCAUGGCCUCCAAUUACCAUCUCAAAGAAACAAUCAAUCUUGUUGCUAUAUAAGUAGGGUUUAUAGGUCUUCUGCUAACAAAGAAGUCUGAGCCUGCUGCAAUUCUCAAUGGCUCCUUCAGUAUUUUGUAAUUUGAACUCAAGUUUCCUGUAAAAUUUAGUAAGGCACUUACCAGCUCAAAUGCAAUGCCUUUAUGUUUAAUGUUAGAUAAUUAAAUGAAUAUUAUGUUGGGAA